Molecule: messenger RNA, 1082 nt
Organism: Triticum aestivum (bread wheat)
Lineage: Eukaryota; Viridiplantae; Streptophyta; Magnoliopsida; Poales; Poaceae
Exons: 4
Coding region: 65-982 (305 amino acids)
Source: RefSeq, a predicted model, not a curated record
UCUAGAUCGAGUAGGUAGAAGCCCAUUGAUCAACUUCACUUAGCAUUUUUGUCCAUCCUUGUCCAUGGCCACUCACCCCAAUUUCCAUGCUAGUGCAUUCGAUGGGUCCGUGCAAAACACCGAAUUUAAGUUCAGUAGCUUGUACUGGCACCACAUUUAUUCUGGACCAAGCCCAAACCAAUCAGUUUUGAUAGGUGCAGAGGCUACCACUGGGUUGGGCCAGUCAGCAGUUAACGAUUGGACGAUUUAUGGUGGGGUUGGCUCCGACGCGGAGCUAGUGGCACGCGCACAAGGAUUGCAUCUCUACGCUGGUAGUUGGCACAAUACAUUCACCCUUCGUUUCGAGAUUGAAAGGCUUAAGAAAAGCACGCUUCAGGUAAUGGGAGCAUCUGUAGAGGAUGAAGGUGAGUGGUCUAUUGUCGGCGGGACAGGUGAUCUCGCGAUGGCACGUGGUGUUGUAGCCAAAAGGCUGCAUGAGAAAACAGAUGGUGGAGACAUAGUCGAGCUUACCAUACAUGGAUUCUGUCGCAUGCAACUGCCCAUUCUCAACAAGAGGGGCCCAUGGGGUGGCAAGCAGGGUUCCGCUGUUGGUUUGGAAAAACCCUCCAAGAUUGCAAGUAUCACCAUCCAUUAUCAAGAAAUAAUUAAUUCGUUUGAAUAUAUUUACGUCGACCAAUAUGGCAACAUUGGUAACACAAAUAUUUGGGGCACUAAGAGUCCCAAUCACGCAGAGAUCGUGCUCGGCCCUGAUGAGAUAGUGACGGGAAUGUCCGGAACUGUGAUCAAACAUAAUAAUCUCGAUGUUAUACAGACACUGAUGUUUACCACCAGCAAGAAAACAUACGGACCUUAUGGAAACACCACAAAUAUACAAGGUGGUACUACUUUCAGCACCGUCGUGCCAAAUGGCCAAGCAAUUGUCGGCUUCUUCGGGCAUACUGAUAUGAAAUGCCUGAACGGAAUUGGUGUCUAUAUGGCCUAGGUUUUAUUUGAGUCAUAUGUGGUUAAUUUGGUUGUUCUUUCAAGAAGAAUAAGAUGUUUAGGGAUCUCCGGCCCCGUUCUUAUGAUUAUUGUUCCUUGUA